AUGGAGGCGAGGGAUUGGAUACAGAAGGUUGUGGGACUUCAUCUCGGAUUGAGCGAAACGACCGCUGAGGAAUAUUUGAGAGAACCGAUUCUGGAAAACUUCCUCGCAAAUAGAAACAACCAGCUACUAUUUGUUACCUAUGAUGAGCAGGUGACCCAGGACAUUCGCCUAGCUUCAGAACCGGAUAGCUUGGACGGAACGUUGCGAUGCGUAGCCCUUUCAAAAACCAAGCCAACACAAAUAACCCCAGAGAAUGUAUCUGAAGUUCUUCAAAUAACACCGUUAUGGAGAUCGCCCGCCAACAGUUUAUACCAAGCCGUACAUACAGUUUUCGCACCAGUCUUACUCAAGAAUUCCAAAUGGGGGAUUACCGCAAAGCUGCAAAACUUGAUUAGCGAACUUGACAUGAGCCUAGCGAGCUCAGUUCGCAGUGGAUCUGAUACGGCGGAAAAGUUUGCCGCGAACGAGUUGGAUUUCAGAUCUAUAUUCACCCUUGAUGAUGAGUUCUUGUAUUGGGUGGAGCAAGGAACGGAUUACGCGACCUCCAAGAAAGCUAAAGCACGUGCGGAACUUUUCAAAAGUCUGCUACAACCGCUCAAGAUUGAGUAUGAUAAGAUGAGCUCCAUGAAUAUGGUGGACUUUGCGGAAAUAGUGGAGAAAACACAGGAUGUUUUGGAUGAUCUCUGGAGACAAGGAGAAUUUCCUGACUAUCCUGAAAGUCGCAUGAGGCAUUUGCUAGAUGUCCUCACAGAGGAAUUGAUUGGUUGCAUACAGGACAAGCUCUCCGAGUACAACGUCAUGCUGGAGGGGUUUUCAUUAAUCAAAGAACACUUGCAUGCCGCAAUUUCUGUUUGCGAUGCUUGGGAAUCUACUGCACUAACUCUAACAGAGCGGUUAUGGCCAUACUAUGCUUCUCAUCAGUGGACUGGGCCGCCCUUCACAAAUAGUCAACUGUCCGCAUUCACCGCCCGAUUACGCGAGAUUCGCUCCCUACGUAUGACACAUGAUCUCUUAACGCAACUGUUACCGUCCGAAGAGCAACUCGAGCUUCAUGUAGAAGACACGCUCGCGGUGUUCAGUGCCGUAAAUCCGCUUCAUGUGAACAAGUACACAGAGCCGAGUUGGAAGAGUGCUGUAGUCCAAUAUUUUAAGAUAUUGGAACCCGUCGAGGAUAAGGCAAUCUCGCGGCUACGUUCCAUAUUCGGCAGCCUGCAGACUUCCCCUAGUCAGCUGCUACGUGAAUUUCAGAAGUAUGGAGAUCUGAUUAAACGAGAAUCCAUCGCACGACAGCUAGCUUCUGAGCGUGAUACCUUGGUGGAUCAAUUGAUUUCGGGGCUUAAGGCUAUCAAAAACGAGUUUCAGGAUUGGGUUCAAGAAGCAAAAGGUUUAAAGGGGAAAAACUUCCCUACCGCGGUCAAUAAUAUAGUCUGGGCGAGACAAACCAUCAUGAAGAUCGAAGAAACCGACAGGUUUGUAGAAACUUGCAUCGGCCCAAUGGCAUCAUAUCAUCAGGUUUCCAGCGAAAUAUAUGAGGAUUUGCGGAAAUAUGAGAAAGAACAAUUUGCAGAAUGGGUGGCCGAUACCGAAGACGCAAUGGAAGAUCCAGGUGGAAUAAUGAGUCUUAAGCGAACUGGACGACUCAUGGAGCUGGACUUUAGCGACGGAAAGCUGCGAGUGAAUUAUAGCGAUGAACUCGUGACACUUAUCAGAGAGGUCCGACAGUUACUUGCAAUGGGUUUUGCGGUUCCUGCAAAGAUUCAGCAAGUGACCGAUAACGCGCAAAAGUAUUACCGACAUGGUGUUGUGCUGAAGCAAGUGGCACACUUUUAUAACACCAUUGAUCAGCAAAUGCUUCCAUCUCAGCAAGCAAUGCUUUUGGAUAAGGCGUUAGCUUUUGAACGACUUAUCAAGAAUCCUAGGGGUGAUUCCGAUGUAAGGGGAGGCCGGGCUGCGAGCAGCAUAACAUGGGACAGCCCUCAUGAGCUUGAGAUGUACAUUUCCCAAAUUCAAGCGUCUGGUGACAGGUUGACAUCCAGUAAUCGAAAAUUGAGAAAAUUUCAUUCGGUUAUUUGCGACCAUGUGAUUUCGCUGAUGAACCUUGACCUGGUAAAAAGCCAGGGCAAGUGGAAGGAAACGUUAAAUACUAUUAGGGGAGUAAUCGGGUUGGUCCAAGAAGGCGGCAUUCGGAUGGAGGAGACAUUAACCUGGAGAAAUCACUGGGACUAUCAACUUUACAAGGCACUAGAACAUCAGUACCAAAUGGGCUUGGAGAACCUGAAUGAGAGCUUGCCAGAAAUCAAAGUGGACCUUAUUUUCAAGCAGCAGAAGCUCCAGUUUCGGCCCGCGUUCGAGGAAAUCAGAGCCAAAUACUACAGAGAGAUGAAGAAAUUCAUCAAUAUUCCUGCUGCUUUCCGUGGACUGGGUGAAACGGAUGUCUUCAGGCACAUGAUUGACAACAAUGCCACCUCACUUUCAACAGUUUAUCAGAAGGCCGAUACGCUCUUCCAAAACCUUUAUAAGGUCCAAGACCUUUUCAAAGAUUGGGUCAUUUUGGGAACUGUAGAUCUGGAUGAAUUUGUUGAGGAGGCAUUGGCAGAUGUCAGUGAUUAUGAAGCAAACCUUCGAUCAUUAAAAACAAAAGGCAAAGAAGCAGAGCAGCUACCUAUGGAAGUCAAGGUGGACUGCAUAACGGUGUCCACUGCAUCAGUGAAAGCCACCAUUGACGACCACCUGCAACGACUUUUUGACUCAAUGCUGAGCACCCUACGAAAAUCCAUCAAUCGACAUAUGUCAGCGGUUGAUGAUUUUGUUACCAAAGGAACGGAUAUUCUGUCCAAGAGGCCCCAGAGCAUGGCAGAAGUUGGCGAAGCAAAUGCUAGACAUGAGGAGCUGGCUGCCGGUCAAGCGUCAAUCCGCUGGAACUUUGAAGCGGCUGAGGUAAAGAACAAGUUACUCAAAUCAGUUGCUGGCGGUGGUAUAGACGUCACACCAGUCCAUGCUCGUUGGACGAAAUUGGAGAUUAUGCUGGAAAGCCAUGAGUUGAUGAUCAAAGAACAGGUGGACGUCCUGCGAUCCCAAAUAGAGGGGCGAAGGCAGUCUUUCCUAAAAGAGCUUGAAAAGUUUGGAGCCCGAUGGCAUCAGUUGAAACCAAAGGCAUUAGAUGCCGGGAAGCCCGAUAUCGCUGCUCAAUCCGUACAGUUCGUGAAAGACCGUCGCGCUGAGUUUGACGAGCUACGGAGAACGGCUGCGCAGAUUAGGGACGAUUGCGCCCAGUUUGGGGUGGAUCCUCCGGAAUUUCAAGAACUAGAUGAAUUGAGCGAGGAUAUUACAUCCCAUGAAGAGAUGUGGGGAAUGUACGAGCAGUAUAGCGAGAACUUGGACGCCUUGAAGAAAGAGGAUUGGAUCUCGUUUCGCAAUAAAGUACACUCCUUUGAGGAUCUGCUUGCGAAAUGGGCAGAAAAGAUCCGGGGACGUCAGAUGGACGCUAUAUGCGUUCAUAUACAGCGUGACAUUGAUUCCUAUCGCGAAAUAACACCUGUUCUCAAGUUCAUGCGAGGGGAUAACUGGACUACUGAACACUGGGGUGACCUCUUCCGCAUAACAGGUAUCCCAAAAGGAGUGACCUUGUCUGAUUUGACAUUUGGCCAUAUUUUGGGAACGAAAGAGACCGUCCUCCAACGUAUCAAUGAAGUCAAAGAAUUGAACAAUCGAGCACAGGGAGAAAUUACCAUUAGAGAAGCCAUUCAAGAGCUUGACAUGUGGGGUGCUGGAGCCAUGUUUGCUCUAACUGAAUAUCAGGACGCCAAAGAAAUAAGUGUGCAGCUCAUCAAAGACUGGAAGGAAACAUUGACGCAAGUUGGAGAUAAUCAAUCCCUCUUACAAUCUCUCAAGGAUUCACCGUACUACAAGUACUUUGCUGAUAAGGGAGCAAUUUGGGAAAAGAAAUUGGUGGAGCUGGAUGAAUAUCUACGAAAUCUGAAUACGAUCCAGCGAAAAUGGGUAUAUCUCGAACCCAUUUUCAGCCGCGGGGCACUUCCAAACGAGCAGCAUCGAUUCAGUCGAAUCGAUGACGAUUUUCGAAGUGUUAUGGCGAGCAUCGCCAAAGAUGCAAGGGUUGUGUCCAUCUUAUCAUAUCCGAAUAUUAAAGAUGUAUUGAUCACUCUUGUCGAUCAGCUGGAAAGAUGUCAAAAGGCUCUCAAUGAAUUCUUGGAGCAGAAGCGGGCAAAGUUUGCACGUUUCUACUUUAUUGGUGAUGAGGAUCUGCUCGAGAUUCUAGGGCAGGCUAAGAACCCAAAUGUGAUUCAAGCACAUUUGAAAAAGCUCUUUGCAGGCGUGCAUACUGUUCAGUUUGACGACAGCAUGAAAGCGAUUGUCGCAAUGAGAAGCAUUGAUGGCGAAGUCGUUUCAUUGCGCAAGCCAGUGAAAAUCACGGACGAGGUUGAGGGCUGGCUAGAAGACUUUGCAAGAGAAAUGAAGUCGACCCUACAGACAUUGCUGACGCAAUGCUUAUCUGUUACCGACAUCUUCAAGUACCCUUCACAGCUUCUAACUCUAGCAGAGUAUCUUCACUUCACGGCGAAUGUCGAGACGGCCAUUGCUCAGGGUGGAAGUUUCAUGCAGCUCGCACAUGAUCUGAAAAAUCACCUUGACGAAUAUACAAACUUUGAUACAACAUCCAUCGAAGAUACCACAGAUCGUCACGUUGUAGAGCUCAAAAUCAAGUCGCUGAUUUUGGAUAUCAUCCAUCUGAUUGACGUCGUCAAUCAGCUACAAAAUGCAAACGUAACCUCUGUGACGGAUUGGGUCUGGCAGCGCCAGCUACGCUUCUACAUGAACUCUGACAACAUAUGUACGAUUCGGAUGAGUGAUGCUGAGUUCCUUUAUACGUACGAGUAUCAGGGAAAUCCGCCUAAAUUGGUGCAUACGCCUUUGACUGAUAAGUGUUAUUUAACGCUUACGCAGGCCAUGGCAAGCGGAUUUGGUGGAAAUCCUUUUGGUCCUGCGGGCACAGGAAAGACUGAAUCAGUUAAAGCUUUGGGCGUACUUUUUGGACGUCAGGUGCUUGUUUUUAACUGCGAUGAAGGAAUUGACUAUAAAAGCAUGGGAAGAAUCUUUGUUGGACUAGUGAAGUGCGGUGCAUGGGGCUGUUUUGAUGAGUUCAAUCGACUGGAAGAGGCGGUGCUUUCGGCUGUGUCCCAGCAGAUUCAAGUGAUCCAGGCUGCACUGAAAGCGAAGAAAGAUACAGUUGACUUACUAGGAAAGACGAUCGGCUUGGACGCCAAUUCAGGUAUCUUUGUAACGCUAAACCCAGCCGGAAAGGGUUACGGUGGGCGGCAAAAGCUGCCGGACAACUUGAAGCAACUCUUCCGCUCAAUUGCUAUGACGCAUCCCGAUAACGAGCUGAUUUCUGAAGUCAUACUCUUCUCGGAAGGGUUUAAACGGGGCCAAGAGCUUGGUAGCAAAGUUGUUUCUGUUUUCACUCUGUGUAAGCAACUACUUUCGCGUCAGCAACAUUACGACUGGGGUCUUCGACCGUUAAAAGCUGUUCUGGCAUUUGCUGGUCAUUUGCUGCACGAGGAGAAGCGACGACAGGUGGUUGAUAGUAAGCGGGAAGCGGCCAUCAUUGUCAAAGCUCUACGAGUUAACACCCUCUCGAAGCUGACAUUUGCCGACGGGCAACGUUUCGAUGCAUUGAUGAACGACAUUUUCCCUGACGUUUCUCCAGAAGAUGUCACUUAUGAAGAGCUAGCUAAGGCUGUGAAGGAGACGUACGAUGAGCUCAACUUAGUGUACAUCGAAUCACAGGUUGAAAAGAUAUUCCAGUUCUACCAAGCGUGUCGGCAACGAAUGGGCGUAGUGCUAGUGGGGCCUUCUGGAUCCGGCAAAAGUACAUUAUGGCGAGUGUUAAGAGUGGCGUGGCAAAAAGUUGGCCAAAAACUUCGCCAGCACAGUGUAAAUCCUAAAGCUAUUGACCGCAAUGCUUUGUUGGGACACAUGGAUAUGGAUACGCGAGAAUGGUUUGACGGAGUCCUAACUUCGGCAUCGCGGCAGGCAGUAAAGGAGCCUGGCGAUGUCCACAGUUGGAUUAUAUCUGACGGGGACAUCGAUCCGGAAUGGGUGGAAUCACUCAAUUCUGUUCUUGAUGAUAAUCGGUUACUAACAAUGCCCAAUGGCGAGCGGAUCCAAUUCGGACCUAAUGUUAAUUUUAUAUUCGAAACCCACAACUUGAAAUUUGCGUCGCCAGCUACCGUUAGUCGUAUGGGAAUGAUCUACCUUUCGGAUGAGACUCUCGACCCACGAGCUUUAGUGCAAGCUUGGAUUACAAGGCAGCCUGAGUCUCGCAGAGGAAAAUUCGCAGAGUGGAUCGAUGGCUUCUUCUACAAGAGCGUUGACUGGAUUCUGCAAAACAGCGACAUGGUUGUAGAGACAACUCGUGUUGGGCUGAUUACGAACGGAUUGUCACAUCUAGUGGGCGUAACCAGCCGCACAGAGUUCCUUUACAGUCUGAUUCGCGGUCUGGGUGCCAAUCUCUAUGUGGAGGCCCGCUUGGCGUUUGCCAAUGAGCUACUUCAAUGGGCUGGAGAACCUUCACCUGAUUCGAAGCGCACAUUGGACUACUUUGUAGGAAAGAGCGGACGCCUUGAGACAUAUCAACUAACCGAUCCAGACAGUCUAAACUUCUCCAACAUCGAAGAGCUGGAUGGUCUACCUGUUAUCGAAACGGUGGACGUGAAGAAAGCGAUUGAUGUGGUCAUGCCCUGGUUUGCAGACAGCCAGCCAUUUCUUUUGGUGGGUCCCGAGGGGGCCGGAAAGCACAUGCUACUCCGGCACUGUUUCUCCGAAUUGAAGUCAACUGCGAUUGCAAUGAUUCAUUGCAGUGCUCAGACCCGGUCUUCCCACAUUCUCCAAAGAUUGUAUCAAUCGUGUAGUGGGGCACAGACUACCACUGGCCGCGUCCUGAGACCCAGAGAUGCUGAACGACUUAUCGUUUACCUAAAGGACAUCAACCUUCCUAAGCCGGACAAAUACGAAACUGUUGAACUAGUACAGUUCCUGCAGCAAUUACUGACGUAUCAAGGAUUUUACGAUCAUAAUCUUGAAUGGGUGGGGAUCGAAAACAUUCAAAUCGUGGCUUCUAUGAACCCUUCGUCAACGAUGGGACGGCACGAACUCUCAACCCGAUUCACAUCCGUUAUUCGCCAAUUCUAUAUGUCCUACCCUGAUCGCGAGCAGCUCCAAGUAGUUUAUAGAAUUCUUGCUCAGCCAUUGCUCAAUCGAUCUCUUCCAUCUCACAAGGUCUGGAGUGUAUCGCGUAAUGUUCAAAAGCUGGCCACAUCUAUGAUCUCCAUUUACGACCAAACCACACAACGUUUUACGCCGGAUGUCCGCUCACACUAUCUCUACACCCCACGGGACUUGUCUCGAUGGAUCUUGGGCAUUGCACAGUAUCAAUACACGGAUCAAGAACAGGGUGAACUACUUAAUGUUGUUGCAUACGAGGCGCUACGCUUGUUUCAAGACCGACUGGUGACCACAAGUGCGCGACAGAAAUUCCAAACUACGCUGUCAACUGUCCUGCGCAACGACUGGAACCAUGAGAUCAAUCUCCAGGGCUUCGUUUACACAAGCACAAUGGGAGCAACUUCGACUACGAACCUAACGAUAGGGAGGAGUCUGACAAGAGUUGCCGUGGACCAGUACCAGCAAAGCAUCAUUACAGCUCUAAAGAUCUACGAACGCGAUUAUCGGGACUUGAAUGUGCAUCUGUUCCCCGAAACUCUCGAGCAAAUUGCCUUGGUGGAGAGAGUUCUUGGACAACCAGCAGGAUCGCUUUUAUUUGCUGGAAGGCCAGGCGUAGGACGCCUAGGUGCUGUACUCAUUGUCUCGCACAUGCUUCGUCUGAAAGUAUUCUCUCCGAGUGUGGGACGGAAUUAUGGAAUGAAAGGAUUCAGCGCAGAUUUGAAGCAGAUUUUACAGACGGCUGUGGCAGGCGAAGAAGCCGUGCUAUUACUGGAGGAUCAUCAGCUGACGAAUCCAGCCUUUCUGGAAAGCGUGAAUAGUCUUCUAAGCGGAGGCGAGGUGCCUGGUCUGUAUACUCAGGAUGAGUUUGAUUCCCUGCUGGGCUCCCUCAAGGACAAGCAUUCGGAAGAAGGCUACAGAGGCACCCUCUUUGAAUACUUCGUCUCCCGUGUCCGGAGAUAUCUGCAUAUUGUACUGAUUCUGGACUCAUCGUCGCCCAACUUUAUACACAACUGCGAAGCCAAUCCAGCGUUGUAUACUCGUUGCCACAUCGCAUGGAUGGACAGCUGGUCUCCGGAUACUAUGAGUAGAUAUGCCCAGGAGGUGUUCACUACUAAUCCAGCUCUGGCCGAACUUAAAGACCAGGAUCAGUUAAUUAAACAGAUGAUGUCAAUUCAUUCAACAUGUGCGUCCCGCGGAGCUACACCAAAACAUUUCAACGACUACGUUUCCGCGUACGAGCGCAUCUACUGCAAACAGAGGGAUUCCUUCCAUAAGAAGCAGAAAUACCUUGAAGGCGGUCUGUCCAAAAUGAACGAGGCAGCAAAUUACGUUGAUAAGUUAUCAGUAGAGGCAAAGAAACAAGGGGAAGAGCUGAUAGCGAAGCAGAAGGAAGCUGAUGCCGCUCUGAAGCAGAUCACAGACAGUAUGGUGCGCGCGUCAGAACAGAAGAAAGAGAUGGAAGAGCUCUCCGUGCAUCUGAGAGAAGAAGAAGAGACCCUCAUGAAAAGGAAGCAAGUGAUCGAACAAGAGCUGGCAGAGGUGGAGCCAACCAUUCGAGCGGCAAAGGCUGCAGUUGGGGAGAUCCGCUCAGAUAGCCUGUCGGAAAUUAGGUCAUUGCGUGCUCCACCUCCUGCGAUCCGUGAUGUCCUGGAAGGUGUUUUGCGCAUAAUGGGUAUUCUAGAUAUGUCAUGGAACAGCAUGAAAUCAUUUCUGGGAAAACGAACAGUUAAAGACGAGAUCAUGAAUUUCGACGCACGAAAUAUAAAUAAACAAGUGCGAGAAUCAGUCGGCGAGUUAUUGCAACAGAAGAGAGAAUCUUUUGAAGAGGCGAAUAUUAAACGCGUAUCACUUGCUGCCGCUCCGCUGGCUAGCUGGGUGAAGGCAAACUUGCAGUACUCAGUUAUUCUGGAGAAAAUUGCUCCUCUUGAGACAGAUUUGGCUCGCCUAACUAAAUCAUUGGAUGCAUCUCGUGAGCGAGUCCAGACCCUGAAAGAGGGGCUGGCAGUAGUGGAUCAGAAAGUGGCGGCCCUGAAGGAUGACUUCUCGGGCAAAACAAGAGAAGCUGAAACUUUGCGUACUAAUCUGGAAAAAGCAACGGCCACGAUCCAAACCGCACAAGGUCUUCUAGGGAAGUUAUCUGGAGAAGGGAAGCGAUGGGCUAGUCAGGUGAACGACAUAAAUGAAUCCCUGUCCAGCUUACCGAAAAAUGCUUUGCUUGCAUCGGCGUUCAUGACGUACUUGACUGGUGCAUCGGAGGAUACCCGAUACGAUAUUGUUCAAGAAUGGAAAAAAAUUACCGGCGUUGAUGAAUUCUUCUUUCGAAAAGUUAUGAGCACAGAAAGUGAGCAGCUGGUUUGGAAAUCACAAGGAUUGCCAUCCGAUGGUCUAUCCCAGGAAAAUGCGAUAGCUAUUUUGUCCAGCGCUGUCACUCCGUUGAUUGUGGACCCAUCCGGUCAGGCGGUCCUCUGGUUGAAGACGCAUCUGGCUGAUAAAAAGCCUGAAGUGAUUAACCAGCAUGACGACAACUUCGUUAGGGCCGUGGAACUGGCAGUACGCUUUGGGAAAGCACUCGUUAUUCAAGAGCUCAACGAAUUAGAGUCGUUCCUGUAUCCCAUCUUACGGAAAAAUUUGCAGAAACACGGCCCUCGGUUCGUUGUUCAGCUUGGGGACAAAACCGUGGACUACAAUGAAGACUUCCGAUUGUACCUGAUUACUUCUAAAUCGACUUUCCAGAUUCCAUCGGAUGCGAUGGCUUAUGUCCAAGAAAUCAAUUUCACGGUAACUCGUGCAGGUUUAGCUGGCCAAUUACUCGGCGUGACAUUAAAGCAUGAGAAACCCGAGCUUGAGUUGGAAAAAAUCGAACUUCUGAAAAGAGAAGAUGAGCUCAAGAUACAGUUGGUGGAUCUGGAAGAGUCGUUGUUGAAGGAACUUGCAAGCUCUCAAGGAAAUAUCCUGGAGAAUAAGAGCCUGAUAGAUUCACUGAAUGAAACGCGCGACAAGAGUACAAUCAUUGCGACCAGUUUGCAAGAGUCGCAAAAGCUCCAAGCUUCCCUGGACGCAGAGCGAGACAAGUUUGCCCCCUUUUCUGAUUUCGGCAGUGCCCUCUUCUUCGUCGUCAGUGAUUUGCGAAAACUUAAUAACAUGUACCAAUUCUCGCUCGCUUCAUUUUUGCACCUCUUUGAGAAGUCUCUGCGAGCUGAAGGAUCUGCUGCAAAAGAUGGCACGGAACUCCGCAUAAAGCUUCUCAUGAACAUUUUGGAGAAGUUGACUUACAACUACAUUUCGCGAUCUCUCUUCAAAGCCGACCGCCAGAUGUUUGCGUUGCAUCUUGUUCAUCAGCUACAUGGAAGCAUCUUUGAGCCCAAUGAAUGGGAGCUCUUCAGUGGUCAACUUGUGACAGCGGAGGAGGAAGGUGGUCCUGAACCUCCUGCAUGGGUACCAGCCGAACGAAGACCGAUGCUGAAGCAGCUGCAGGCCAUUUUGCCAAAUCUGAGUCAGCUACUUAACUUCAGCGAUACAGAAAGUUGGAGCCGAUGGAUGAAAGAUCCCAGCUGCGAAGUUGAACUGCCUAACCCCAAAACGAGUGGCUUCCAAAAAUUGCUGGUUGUUCAAGCUCUGCGUCCCGACAGAUUGAUGACUACAAUGAACAAAUUCUGUUGUAAUGUUAUCGGCAUCGAGAGCUUGGCUCCUCUACCUUUAAAUAUGAGCAGACUUCACGCAGAAGAAACCACAGCUCGCGAACCUAUCCUCUUCAUCACUACGGCAGGCGCCGAUCCAUCCCAGGAGCUGAAAGAUUUCGCAAUACAACAUGUAGGCGCAGACAAAUACCAACAGGUGGCCAUGGGUCAAGGUCAAGGGGAGCUGGCUAUAUCCCUUCUUCGGGAAGCUGCUAUGAGUGGCGGUUGGUUAUGUCUUCAAAAUGUUCAUCUUGUCACUGGGUGGCUGCCGCAGUUGGAAAAGGAGCUGUCAUCGAUAAAACCGCAUGAAGGCUUCCGCUUAUGGAUGACAUCGGAAGCCCACGCAAAGUUUCCAACAAACCUGCUUCAGAAUAGUUUGAAGAUUACUGUGGAAGCACCACCAGGGGUAAAGAAAAAUCUUCAACGAACUUACGAAGCAUGGAGUCCUUCUUUCAUUUCCAGUGGCCCUGUGCAUAGGGCACAAGCUCUGUUUGCCCUCGCAUGGUUUCAUGCGGUCAUUCAGGAGCGUCGAACAUAUAUCCCACAAGGUUGGAACAAGUUCUAUGAAUUCUCCGCAGCAGAUUUGCGCUCGAGUGCAGACCUAAUUAGUACCAUGUGCGUAUCGAACAGGCCGCCCCAGUGGUCUGUUCUGCAUGGGUUGUUGGAGAAUGCCAUCUACGGCGGAAGGAUUGAUGAUGUGAACGACGCCAUGAAGCUGAAUACGUACCUUGCCCAGUACUUCAAUGACGAUGUCUUUAUGAUUGCCGGUCGAUCUCCAACUCGAAGGCUCGCCAAAGGCAUGAACUUGCCAAACAUUGCCGAUCAUACAUCAUAUCAAGCAUUGAUUGCCGACCUACCCGAAGUCGACAAUGUCACGACAUUCGGUCUGCCUGCCAACAUUGAUCGGGCGUUACAGAGAUAUAGUAGUCAGUCUGUUAUUGGGCAGCUGAAAGUCCUGCGUCAAGCUGAUAUCCAAGGUUUGCGAUUUGAAAAGGAAAAGUGGGCUAGAGACUUGACACCGUUUUUGCAGUUAUGGAAAAAGUUCAAUACUGGUAAUGAGUUGAUGCAGCGGAAGGUGAGCCAGGACCCCGAAGCAAACCCAAUUAGUUCUUUCCUGGCUUUGGAACUGGUAAAUGCCCUGACUCUCCUUCGCCGGAUUGACGCCGACCUGGCUGCCAUAUCCAAAGUCCUACGCGGAUCCAUGCUGCUUACCAACGAUAUUAUGGCAGUUGCGAAAUGUCUCUUGGAGGGAGUAACUCCGCAAAGCUGGCUAUUGCUCUGGGAAGGACCAGAGACCCCACAACUGUUUAUUCGCGAAGCCAUGUCAAAUGGAUUGGAGGUCGACCAAUGGCGAGAGAAAAGUAAUGCGGGUACCUUGUUCAAAAGCUCGUUGAGAAUGGCUGGACUAUUCAAUCCGGUGACAUUCUUGAAUGCUUUGAGGCAGCAUACAUCACGAAUAAUUCGCGUUCCGAUGGACGACUUAAAACUCGUAACAACCUGGUCCACUACCCCGCUUCCCUCUGUUCCCGUUUCCAUAUCAAUUACUGGCCUGCUUCUCCAAGGCUGCACAUUUGAUGGCAACCGCUUAUCUGAAGCCCGCGCCGAAGAGCCUACGUUUGUCCAAGCACCCAUAUGUAAUUUGGCUUGGGCACCGAAAAGCACACCUCCCGUGUACAAAGCCGUUAUAGAAGUUCCAGUUUAUCUGGAAGCAACAAGGGAAAAAGGAGUGUGCAGAGUCAGCGUACCCUGUGAGGGACAAGGUGACGGCUGGCUCUUGGCGGGUGUGGCAUUUUUUUUAAAAUCUGAGUAGAUGGCAUGUACAAAUGCGAUUCGACACUAUUAUGUAAAAUAACAAUAUCAUCCUUUGAACACAGCGUAACGGCAUAUGCAGUAA
This is a messenger RNA of Spizellomyces punctatus DAOM BR117, 12813 nucleotides long. RefSeq lists its product as uncharacterized. Gene Ontology annotation, biological process: microtubule-based movement. Gene Ontology annotation, molecular function: dynein intermediate chain binding; ATP binding; minus-end-directed microtubule motor activity. Gene Ontology annotation, cellular component: dynein complex. Lineage: Eukaryota; Fungi; Chytridiomycota; Chytridiomycetes; Spizellomycetales; Spizellomycetaceae. The transcript is spliced from 26 exons. The record is from RefSeq and is a predicted model, not a curated record. Bases 1 to 12729 code for a protein of 4242 amino acids.